AUGAGAGGAAUUUUUCUUGAAGGAACCAAUAGCUACAUUAUAAGAGGGCUACAGGAUGAGAAAAUAGGAGAGGCCUCCAGGAGCUCAGAGCAGUCCCCACAAUUUAGAAUCUACUACACACAUUGCUAUUUGAACACUCACAGAAAACUAUUAUCUUCCCCCCGCCCUCUACAAAGCAUCUCCAGGGCUCAUAUUAUUGUGAGGCCUCUAUUUUCAUCCUUGCAACCAAUGUUCAGAGCUUACAGAGCUUAUCAUGUUUAUUAUAUAACAAUAAGACAUAAGCCAAAACAACUUGCUGCUGGGCUUUUAAACAUAGCAACAGCAGAAAUCUUUUCUGGGCUUGAGGAAGAGCCACUUCAAAUGUCUACUAAUUUCAGCAAUUUUCUGGUCUAUGGAAUGAAAAGUCUAAAACUCACAGCCCUCUGCUCCACCCUCGGACUUCUUGACGCAAGGGGGCGGGUGGGGAAGAAAGUGGCGUGUUCCCUGGUUGUUGGGAUUCACAGGCUGCCUCUCAAAGGAGUAUUGCCUGGGUGGCGAAUGCUCUUGGAGGAGAAAAGAGAAAGGGAUGAAACGGGGACCCUUCAAAGUUGCCACCAUGGUAAUGUCACUCAGUGGCACAGGGCUUGUUCCUCCCUUUUGUUCUCUUUUCUUUUUUUUUUUGAGACGGAGUCUCAGCGUCUCGUUCUGUCACCCAGGCUAGAGUGCAAGUGUGCAGAGGAUCCAGUAAAGGGAAUGUAUCAUGUGACGUCAGAACAGAUGGAUGUCACAUUGAGUCAGCAAUGA
Molecule: messenger RNA, 783 nt
Organism: Pan troglodytes (chimpanzee)
Lineage: Eukaryota; Metazoa; Chordata; Mammalia; Primates; Hominidae
Exons: 3
Coding region: 1-783 (260 amino acids)
Source: RefSeq, a predicted model, not a curated record